UACAGAAUGAAACGUAAAUCGCGUGAAUGUAUACAAGAAAGUUACGGAUUAUAGGUUUUAAUUAAAACAUUAAAGAGUAUCAUAUCAAGUUACUGUUUGCACAAAGGUAGGAACAAACAGACUAAACGGUGCAGGAGUAGAAAAGUCGAUACAAACUGUGUUGGUAUUACAAUUAUAAAAUAAACGAAUUAACAGUCUACUUAAAGAACAGUUUGAAUGUCAAGUUUGAGGAAGGUCCUGUUUCUAAAACAUCAGAGAGAAUUGUGGACAAGAAGGUUGUAUUUCAUACACUCUUGUAAAGUAUCUGUCAUCAAAAGAUAUCUAAGCACAAGCUUCAUCAUGACAGCAAAAACAGACAUCAGAGAUCACUUACGACCUCUAGUGGCAGUAUGUCAGAUGACCUCCCAUGCUGACAAAGAAGCUAAUUUUGAAGUUUGCAAAUCACUAGUUGCAAAAGCGGGUUCAAGAGGAGCUCAGAUGGUGUUCCUUCCAGAAUGUUUUGAUCACAUUGGUGAGAAGAAAGAACAUGCCUUAGAGAUGGCUGAACAAGUUGAAGGACCUUUAAUUCAGAGGUAUAAAAACCUUGCUAAAGAAUUUAACAUUUGGCUUUCUCUUGGAGGUUUUCACCAACAAGGACCAGAAUCAGAUGCCAAAAGAGUACAAAAUGCACAUAUUAUCAUCAGUAAUGCAGGUAAAAUUGUGGAGCUUUACCACAAGACUCAUCUCUUCAGUGUCCAGCUGCCAGGCAUUAUUUCUAUUCGAGAAUCUGACUAUACAAUACCUGGAGAAAAAUUGGUUCCUCCUAUUGAUUCACCUGUAGGAAAAAUAGGCUUAGGAAUUUGCUAUGAUCUACGUUUCCCAGAAUUUUCACUCUUCCUGGCCAAAUCAGGAGCAGAAAUCUUGACAUAUCCAUCUGCAUUUACUCAGACUACAGGACUAGCACAUUGGGAACCACUACUUCGAUCUCGAGCCAUAGAAACGCAAUGCUACGUUAUUGCAGCUGCACAAACAGGAAAACAUAACCCUAAACGUUCAUCAUAUGGUCAUGCAAUGAUAGUUGACCCCUGGGGUUGUGUAGUUGCCUGCUGUCAUGAAGGCACUGAUGUUGCUUUUGCUGAAAUUGAUUUAGAUUAUUUACGCAAAGUUCGACAAGAAAUGCCAGUAUGGACACACAGAAGAACAGACCUGUAUGGAGAGAUAAUAACUGGAAUACAGUCAAAUGAUAUAGAUGCUUCUUCCCAUUACCAGUUUGGUCCAGUCACACUGUUACCCUCACAGUUAUUCUACAGAACACAACUAUCCAUGGCCUUUGUCAACAAGAAGCCAGUUCUACCUGGACAUGUACUGGUAGCACCACUAAGGCCUGCUGAAAGAUUAAAAGAUCUGAGUGGACCCGAAAUAUCCGAUCUUUUUACAUGUGUACAGAAAGUCCAAGGUGUUAUUGAGGAGGUUCAUGGUGUCAAGUCUUCUACUAUAGCUAUUCAGGAUGGCCCAGAGGCUGGGCAAACAAUAAAUCACUUUCAUGUCCACGUACUUCCUAGGAAAGCUGGAGACAUUAAGAAUAAUGAUGACAUCUAUCCCAAGCUAGAAGGACAUGAAUUAGAUGUCACUCUGAAAGCAAGAAAUGAAGAUGACAUGGCACAAGAAGCAACCCUUCUGAGAAAAUAUUUCUACUAAUUUAGUCAAGAAUGAAGUGAAUUUUAUAGUACAUUGUUAUGAUAUGUAAUAAUACAACUAGUUAUAAUUGUCAAUUUUCAACCAUUAUUAUAGCCAUCUGUCAGAGACUACAUAGUGUAGUUUAAAUUAUAGCACUGAAACACUGAUGGAAAUUUAAAAAACAAAGGGUAUCGUGGACCGUAUAACUCAAGUUUAUGUAUGACUUGUAGCAAAGUUACAAAAAAUAAUAAUUAGAAUAAGUGCAUUAACAGUACAAUGGCUAAUUAGUGAUAUUAGAGUCUAUACGUUUAUUUCUUAUAAAACUUCAUUAUUUGAAAUAUAGUAAUUGCAGGAUGUGCAACGUAUAAUGUAUAGAAAUAUGAUGGUAAAAUAAAUCAUUUCAUAGAUAAUAAUCUUGAAAGCAUUAAUUAAAAUCAGAUUGCUGGAUUAAAUCCUACUUUAUUCUUAUUAUAAUCUUCACUGCAAUAUCUGUACAGCUUUUACUCAUUCCCUAUGUUAUUUCCUCAUUAUUGAAGUUAAAAAGUUUCUAGUUAAUCUUGUACAACUAUACAGAAAUACAACUAUGAGUUAACAUUAAAAUAAAAGCACUACUUACAAA
Limulus polyphemus (Atlantic horseshoe crab) is the source of this 2275-nucleotide messenger RNA. RefSeq names its product nitrilase homolog 1-like (gene NitFhit). The record is from RefSeq and is a predicted model, not a curated record. Gene Ontology annotation, molecular function: hydrolase activity, acting on carbon-nitrogen (but not peptide) bonds, in linear amides. Bases 217 to 1677 code for a protein of 486 amino acids. The transcript is spliced from 13 exons. Lineage: Eukaryota; Metazoa; Arthropoda; Merostomata; Xiphosura; Limulidae.